GUGGAAAGUGUGUCAUCUGUUGAGAGUGCACCUGCAUCACUUAUAUAUACCACCCACUGUCCCCAUUUUUGGCCUCUCCUGAAAACCCUCCUCAACAACACUUGCAAGAAUCAUCAAAAUCCAUCUGAGAUCAACAAAACCCACUUCAAAACCAGAGAGGGAGAGGGAGAGGGAGAGAGAUGGAUGAAGAUGGUAUUGGGUUGGUCUUGGCUCGAGCUUCCGAGCUUCGCUCCAAGAUCAUCAAUUGCAUCCACAGGGCUUCAACGGCUCUGCAAGAACAAGAAGAGAAAGAAGAUAAAGAUAAUGGGUCUCGGGACAAGGUCGGUGAAGCAGAGGAAGAAGAAGAAGUUGAAGAAGAAGCAGCAGAGAGCCUUUUGAACAUUCGAGAUGCUCUCGAAUCGCUCGAAGCCCUGCUCUCUUCUUUACAGGCUCUCCAACAACAGCAAUGGUAUGAGAGGGAAGCAGCCUUGGCUGAGAUUGACUGUAGCCGCAAGAAGCUGCUUAAAAAGCUGAAAGAGUACAAAGGUGAAGACUUGGAAGUCAUACACGAAACUACUGCUUUCGCUAGUGAAACUGUUGAGGACAACAACGAUCUCCUCCUUCCCCCAUAUCCCAGUCGGCCUUCCCACUCCCUUGCAUCAGACAAUGGCUAUCUUUCCCACUUCCCUUCCACACGUAAGCUUCCUCAAAACGGGCUCAUUAAUAGUGACACUACAAUUGAAACAAAGAAUAGUCUCCAUGAAUCAGAGAGAAAACAAACACAAUCUGGUUCUCAAAACCCACUUAAAGGGUUGAGACUCUUCGUCAACACGGCAGCCAAGACAAUGCUUACUCUUGUUGGCGUGAUAUCUAUUCUAGGAUUGGCUGGCUUUGAACCUAGGCUUAGGAAAAGAGACAAUACAGAAUUCAAGAUUUUUGGGGUCUUCCGACAGCGAGGAACUGAAGCGGAGAGAAAAAUAAAAAGGGGCCAAUGCCCACCCGGUAAGGUCUUGGUGAUGGAAGAUGGCGAAGCUCGUUGCCUUGUGAAAGAGAGAGUUGAAAUUCCAUUUGAGUCGGUUGUUGCAACACCAGAUGUAAAUUACGGGUGUGGAUGAAAAGACUCAUUGAAAUAUGAAUUGAUACAACAAUGCGCCCUUUAGGUCACCACUACCCUUUUGGUUGUCCCACUCAACUUUGCUGAUCACACUACUCAAUUCUCCGGUCACCAUAUGCUGCCACCGGAGAAUUCAUCCCAACCAUGUCAAAGCCGGCGGUCCAGCCGGAAAUUCCGACAACAGUUUUUAUCAGAAAACGGCAGUGUCUUUGUUGUUGCAAGUACCUUGACUGAAUUAUUGAGAGCUGUACUAGCCUUGAUGGCUAAAGCACACAAGUCUUGCAAAGAAAGUGGUGUCUGCUGGGACUUGGAUGGCAAUGGCAUGAGGAAGUAAGUUUGACCAGGCUGGAGUUCUUCAUCGUAGGGCACGUGAAGAGCACGUGAGCCUACAUACAUGGUCUCUGAGCUGCAGAGGAAGGAAUUUGGAUUCUGGAAGAGGAUGUGGUAUGCCUUGAUUGGUUGUUUGAAUUCUUGUAGAUGGGCAUCCAUGUCAAUUAUCAUGGCUGUGGGUGGAUAUUUGGUGGUGCCACAUCUCCUUGUGAAUUGAGAAGUGCAGACACCCAUGAGAGAGAGAGAGAGAGAGAGAGAGAGAAUGAAUGUUGAUUGUGGUCUGGUAGUAUUGUGGUUUGGUAGUGUUGGGGUUGUGAUUUAUAGGGAGAGAAAAGUGGUAUAUAAGAAUGAUGUGCAAUAAAUAAAAAAAAUUAUACAUUAAACU
Molecule: messenger RNA, 1808 nt
Organism: Camellia sinensis
Lineage: Eukaryota; Viridiplantae; Streptophyta; Magnoliopsida; Ericales; Theaceae
Gene: PDV2
Product: plastid division2
Biological process (GO): chloroplast fission
Source: RefSeq, a predicted model, not a curated record